CGACUGCCUAGCAUUUUUCCACGGUGAACGAAGUACAGAGUGAAUGCGCAGACGUCAAAAGUUUUUUAAACUGAACAUGAACAACUGCGGUCAAAUUCUUUACAACAAGGUUCGAAACUUGCAUUCGGACCUUUCUAGCAUUGUAACACCAGAAAUAUUAGAACAAGUAUACAAUGAAAAUUUAGUACAUCCGUUUCUGAAAUGGUUUUGUGAUAAUGUGUAUCACUUCAAUAUUGUUUCAAACGAAAAUAUUCAACUAAAAAGUAGACUACAAGAAACAAACGAAUGGUUAGAAAGUACUGAGUUAGAUAAUGCAUUAAAGGAACUUACUACAAGCUGUCCUGAUUUAUUAAAAACUACUUCUUUCGAUACUGUAGAUAUAGACGGAUUGUUUACAGAACUUGAAAUAGUUAAUAAUUUGUAUAAAGAAGAUGAAACUUAUAUUUAUACCUUGCAAAAUGGAAUUGAGAAUUUAAAAAAUUUAGAUUUGAGAUUAGAUGAGGAUCUGGAAAAUGAAGAAUCUCUUUUAGAUAAAGAAUGUAUUGAACUACACAAGGCAUAUAAAGAAUGUUCUGCAAUUGUGCAAAAAUUUGAUGAAAAUAAUCACAAAUUCUUUAAAGAAGUUGAAUGUCUAUUAAAUGUAUAUACAGAUGCUUCUGAAAAUAAAGGUGCAUUGCUGUUAUGGACUCAGAUGCCAUUAAAGCUUUUUAUUAAGAAAAUAGAAUUAUAUAAUCAUUAUUUAAAUGUUUACAUAGAACAGCAAUUUAAAGAUGUACACGAAGAAAAAGAAACAACUGAUUCCAAUUAUGUUUCCUUAAUUAAUAAUAGCAAAGAAAAAUGCAUAGAUAAUGAAAGAUUGCUUGAACUGUUAGUUUGUAAAAAAAGCUUAACUAAAGCAAAAGUAAAAGAAAUUUUAGCUAAAGUACAGAAAGAUUCAUAUAUAGCAAUGUUAAAUCACGUACAAAAUAUAUAUAAUUUGGGAAAUUUAAAAGCACCAAGUCAUUAUGAAUUGAGAACAGAAAUUUCAAAAUUAAUUAAAAAGAGAGAUUUCUUAGAAGAAAAUGUUUCUGUGUUACAAGAGCAUCAAUUGACAGAAAUAGUACAACAGUUUACAGAGCAAGAAAUAACUAAACUAUUAAAACAAAAUGCUGAUACGAGGCUUGAAAAAACAAAACUACAAUUAGAAAAGCAUAAAAAUUUAUUAUGUGUUGCACGAGAACAUGGUCAUGUUUACACAGAUUUAUUAUGCAUGUUAAUGCAAAUGCAAUUUCACCGUUUGAAAAAUGUCUCAGAAUUUAUAAUUGAUGCUUACCAUUAUCUAAAAACCGAAUAUAAAUUGUCAUCUACAAGAAUUGAAAGUAUGCAACAACAACAAAGUGACUAUUCUAAAACUAUGACAUCAUCUCCAGAGGAACAUAAUUCAUUUAAUCAAUUUUUUGUUUCGAUGAUAUGUAAUGGUGAUAUCACAUGUCCACUAAAUUUUGCAUUACAUAGAUAUAACAAAGUCAUAGAUAAAAAUAAAGAAAAAAAGCAAUUAAUUCUAAAACAUUAUUUAAAUUCUAAGAUUUACAAAUUGGAAGCAUUGGAAAAUGAAGCAAUUCUACAGUACAUACAUGAAGUUCAGAAGGGAUGUACAUAUACGUUUAAACCAAUUUCUUAUGAAAUUGAAUCUUGUUACAGUGAAGCAUCUGACAAUUUAGAAAAGAUACAAGCCGAUGUAAUAAAAAUAAGAAAUCAAAUGAAAGAACGAUUGAAAGCAGAUGUAAGUUUUGUACGAGAAAGAAGUAUUCUGUGGCAACGAUUUUUAAUUGAUCCAGAUACAUUAAAGAAAAUAUAUAAAGAGACAGAAGUAACUGCUAAUAAAUCAUGUUUUGCAAAGAUUUAAAAAUAAAUGAGUAUGGAUAUAAUUUAAAAAUAAUUAAGAAUAAAAUAUUACACUAUUAUUUAAUAGAAUAGUUAUAUAAAUAUUGAUACAAAAG
This is a messenger RNA of Megachile rotundata (alfalfa leafcutting bee), 1979 nucleotides long. RefSeq names its product augmin complex subunit dgt3. The record is from RefSeq and is a predicted model, not a curated record. NCBI's taxonomy places the organism in Eukaryota, Metazoa, Arthropoda, Insecta, Hymenoptera, Megachilidae.